AUGGCAGCUCAUUCCUAUAUCUUCGUCCUGAGCUUGGCUCUCGUCUUUUGCGCCAUUCCACAGGCAACCUUAGCUGAUUCUGGGACUGCAACGUAUUACACUGAAUACGUCCCCUCCUCAUGUUAUGGGUUCGACACUCCGGGCGGGAUGAUAGCUGCGGCCAGCGAUGAGUUUUGGGAAGGUGGGGCUGCUUGCGGGAGGACGUACUCGGUGACGUGCACCGGUGCCACCAACCUGGGCGAUCUUCACCCGUGCACCGGCGAGUCGGUGGUGGUGAAGAUCGUCGACUAUUGCCCGGCGGGGUGUCGCGGCACCAUCGACCUCUCGGAAGAAGCUUUCAAGUCCAUAGCCCACCCAGCUGCCGGAAAAAUAUACAUAUCCUACGACCGGUACGUCUAUCUCAUGCACGAUCUCCACGAUUGUUAUCAAGGACAGUUUUAG
Molecule: messenger RNA, 441 nt
Organism: Syzygium oleosum
Lineage: Eukaryota; Viridiplantae; Streptophyta; Magnoliopsida; Myrtales; Myrtaceae
Product: EG45-like domain containing protein
Exons: 2
Coding region: 1-441 (146 amino acids)
Biological process (GO): systemic acquired resistance
Cellular component (GO): cell wall; apoplast
Source: RefSeq, a predicted model, not a curated record